This is a messenger RNA of Perca fluviatilis (European perch), 1265 nucleotides long. RefSeq names its product mitochondrial ribosomal protein L3 (gene mrpl3). Gene Ontology annotation, biological process: translation. Gene Ontology annotation, molecular function: structural constituent of ribosome. Gene Ontology annotation, cellular component: ribosome; mitochondrial large ribosomal subunit. Lineage: Eukaryota; Metazoa; Chordata; Actinopteri; Perciformes; Percidae. The transcript is spliced from 10 exons. The coding region runs from base 153 to 1178 and encodes 341 amino acids. The record is from RefSeq and is a predicted model, not a curated record.
UACCGGUAGUAGCAAGGGUGACAUUUGGAACAGGAACAGGACGAAAACGAAGGCAUGGUUGUCCAUAUGUUGUGACACUCUAUGCCCCUUUAGUUUGUAUGUGUAAUUUUUUUAAAUAUAUUUUUGUGUAAGUGUAUAUAAUAAAGAGCGCAAUGGCGGCGUGGAGCUGUCGGUUUCUUCUUCAGCGGGGACCUCGACUCAUUUCUCCCCGAGCAGCAGCUGAAAGUCCUGCAUAUUUGGUAGGUUGGAUUAGGACAGUAAAGACCACAACAUGGUUUGAUGAACACCUCACAGAGGACAACCAGGAGUACAUGAGGAAGAGUAUGGCAGAGGAAUACAGGAGACAAACAGCUGAUAAGCUCAACCCGCUCAAAGAUGAGCCCUGGCAGCGUCCUGAGUGGGCAGAGGGUAGCCGAAGAGUUGGGUUAGUAGCCGUGAAGUUGGGGAUGGCUCCUAUCUGGACAAAAACGGGAGAAAGACAUGUAGUCACCAUGUUACAGGUGCAGGACUGUCAUGUCGUAAAGCACCUGUCCAAGGAAGAAAAUGACGGACACACCGCCGCCCUUGUGGUAGGAGGGAAAAAUGUAUCACCAUUCCAUAGGUCUGAAGAGGAAAUGGAGAUGUUCAGGAAUGCAGGGGUGCCUCCGAAACAGAAAGUCACCACCUUUAAAGUCUCAGACAAUGCUGUCAUCAAGCCAGGCACUCCUUUGUAUGCAGCACAUUUCCGUCCAGGCCAAUAUGUGGACGUCACAGCCAAAUCCAUUGGUAAGGGUUUUCAAGGCGUAAUGAAGCGAUGGGGGUUCAAAGGUCAGCCAGCCACCCACGGCCAAACCAAAACUCAUCGCAGACCAGGAGCUUCUGGACCUGGAGGGGAUCCAGCCAAAGUUUUCAAAGGGAAAAAGAUGCCCGGCAUGAUGGGCAACAUCUACAUCACAGCUUAUGGACUGAAGAUAUGGAGGGUCAAUACCAAAUAUAAUGUGCUGUAUGUUAACGGCUCUGUCCCCGGCCACAGGAACUGCGUGUUGAAGGUAAGAGAUACUGUACUGCCAACCAGGAGCUCCACCCUGCGCAGCCCUCCUUUCCCUACCUAUUUCACAGAAGAGGAGGGCGACCUGGAUGAAGACCUGUAUGACGAUAACUUGUUCAUUCAAACAGACCCAUCAUUAACACUGACCUGACCACACACACACACUUCAUGUUUUCAUCUAAACCCUCAAACAAUGUCUGGAUCCUGUAAUAAAGAGUAAUUCAUUUGAAUGUCUUAA